Molecule: messenger RNA, 944 nt
Organism: Anguilla anguilla (European eel)
Lineage: Eukaryota; Metazoa; Chordata; Actinopteri; Anguilliformes; Anguillidae
Gene: nicn1
Product: nicolin 1
Exons: 7
Coding region: 228-869 (213 amino acids)
Cellular component (GO): nucleoplasm
Source: RefSeq, a predicted model, not a curated record
AGACAGGAAGCUAGAGGAAGCAUUGUGCACGUUCAUUCAUCGCACUGCAGAGCAUGGGCGUUUUGUUUGUUUGUCCCUAUGAACAGAACCACUGCCUGUCCGCAACAGCGUAGCUACGGCUAAUACCUAGAAGUAUCCACAUUUUGAGAAUGUAAAUUUGUAUAUCUGUGAAUUCGAAAACAUAUACCUAGCUAACUAACGAGCUAGUCUAGGUGUAAGCAGUAAUCAUGACUGACAGCUCUGUAGCCUGCACAGUAAAGUCUCCUGUGGCCUUGGAGCUUGGGGAGGCAAUAACUGCUGCAUCUCGUCCUGGAGUCUUUGUCAUUGAUGUCACAUUCCCACAUGGCCAGGCUGUUAAUAUUCAGGAGAUCUCCUUCAAGAACUACUACACGGCCUUCUUAAUGGUGCGUAUGCAGAGAAAAGAUCCUGACAAGGAUGGCUCUACUAAGUGGAUUACCUGUCUGCAGAACCACUGCCUUAUGCCAAACCCGCACACAGAGGAGUGUUCCCAGGACUACUUCUCCAUCUACAGACAGCAGAUGCUGACAGAACCUGACGAUGUGACUUUAGUUCGGCUCAUUCUGCGGCAGCCGUCUUCAGCCUGGCUGAAUUUCAGUCUGGAAGAAAUCAAAAUUCACCAUUGUGCGAAUGAGGAUUCAGAACGGGAUGUUCCAGCUUGGUUUUCUAAUCUGACUCCAGUUGACCAACCUCCUGAUUUAGAAGGGCUGCCUGACCCCCAGACUGUGUCCUCCAGCAUCCAGCAGAUGUGGGCUUUGACGGAAGUCAUGCAGACCCAUCAGACAGCAGCUCCCAUUGGCCGAUUUGAUGUGGAUGGCUGCUAUGAUGUGAAGUUACUGUCCUACACAUGAUCAGAAUAUUACAAUAUUGUUUUCGCUUUUCACAGUGUACAGUGACAAAAUAAAAAUGUGUAUAAUGUAACUAUA